AUGGAUAGGAGGGGAGGGGAAGAGGGAAGGGGUGGAGGAGGGAGGGGACGGGGUGGGAACACAGAGAUUUGGAAGAGGGAAGGGGGUGGAGAAGGGAGGGGACGGGGCGGGGACACAGAGAUUGGGGGAGGGGACGAGUUGGAGACGCAGAGAUUAGGAGAGGAUGAGAGGACGGGGAAGGGACGCAGAGAUUGUGGAGGGGAGGGAACGCAGAGAUUGGGACGCAGAGAUGGGGGGAGGGGAGGGGACGCAGAGAUGGGGAGGAGAGGAGGGGAUGCAGAGAUUGGGAGGAGGGGAGGGGGAUGGAGGAGGGAGAGGACGAGAAGGGGACAAAGAGAUUGGGAGAAGGCGGGAUGGAGGAGGGAGAGGACGGGGUGGGGACACAGAGAUGAGGAAGAGGGGAUGGGGUGGAGGAGGGAAAAGACGGGGAGGGGCCGAAGAGAUAGGGAGAAGGGGAGCGGGGUGAAGGAAGGAGAGGACGGGGAGGGGACGAAGAGAUGGGGGGAGGGGACGGGGAGGGGACGGGGAGGGGACGCAGUGAGUAGGGAAGGGGGAGAGGACGGGGAGGGGACAAAGAGAUGGGGAGGAGGGGAGGGAGUGGAGGAGGGAGAGGACGGGGUGUGGACGCAGAGAUGA
Molecule: messenger RNA, 636 nt
Organism: Ylistrum balloti
Lineage: Eukaryota; Metazoa; Mollusca; Bivalvia; Pectinida; Pectinidae
Product: RNA-binding protein FUS-like
Exons: 1
Coding region: 1-636 (211 amino acids)
Source: RefSeq, a predicted model, not a curated record